AUGAAAGUGCCCAGUAUUAUUCACAUUCAGCUCAUAGCUCUAAGAAGACUCGUCGUAGAAACCAGGGAGCAGUUCUGCUUUGCAGCAAAAAACAUGUUUCAAAGAAUAUUCGGGUGGAUUAUGUCAUUAAGUUUGUUCUCCUGGCUUUAUGUAAACAUUCAAAAUCUUCUAAUAGAGGUGUUAAGCGUAGGGCCGGUACCCGAGCAUGUAUCCUUUAUCAUGGAUGGUAACCGAAGGUAUGCCAAAUCACGGAGGUUGCCCGUAAAAAAAGGUCAUGAAGCAGGUGGGCUAACAUUACUGACGUUGUUAUAUAUAUGUAAAAGACUCGGUGUAAAAUGUGUUUCGGCGUAUGCUUUUUCCAUUGAAAAUUUUAGUAGGCCAAAAGAGGAAGUUGACACCCUAAUGAAUUUGUUUACAGUAAAACUUGAUGAAUUUGCGAAAAGAGCCAAUGAUUAUAAAGAUCGGCUGUAUGGAUCCAAAAUAAGGAUAGUCGGCGAUCGAUCUUUGCUUUCUCCUGAAAUGAGAGAAAGAAUUGCCAAUGUGGAAGAUAUUACAAAAGGUGGGGACGAUUUUACCUUAUACAUAUGUUUCCCAUACACUUCUAGAAAUGACAUGUUACAUUCAAUUCGUGAUUCCGUCCGAGACCAGUUGGAAGAUAAAUUGCAUAGCAGGAUUAAUAUAAAGAAAUUCACUAAUAAAAUGUACAUGGAUUUCUACUCCAACAAAUGUGAAUUAUUGAUCAGAACUAGUGGGCAUAGAAGAUUGUCCGAUUAUAUGCUAUGGCAAGUGCAUGAAAACUCCACCAUUGAAUUUAGUGAUACGUUGUGGCCGAACUUUAGCUUUUUUGCCAUGUAUUUAAUGAUUCUCAAAUGGUCCUUCUUUUGCACGAUUCAAAGAUAUAAUGAAAGAAACCAUUCAUUGUUUGAAAAGAUGUAUGAAGGUCUUCCCUCUAUCCUUAAGAGAAAGAAAACACCAAUGUCGCUAUAUCAAUUUCCCAACCCACCCAUUUCGGUGUCGAUCACAGGCGAAGAAUAA
Messenger RNA from Saccharomyces kudriavzevii IFO 1802, 1035 nucleotides. RefSeq names its product ditrans,polycis-polyprenyl diphosphate synthase (gene SRT1). The transcript has a single exon. Gene Ontology annotation, cellular component: dehydrodolichyl diphosphate synthase complex; membrane; lipid droplet. Lineage: Eukaryota; Fungi; Ascomycota; Saccharomycetes; Saccharomycetales; Saccharomycetaceae. Gene Ontology annotation, molecular function: ditrans,polycis-polyprenyl diphosphate synthase [(2E,6E)-farnesyl diphosphate specific] activity. Bases 1 to 1035 code for a protein of 344 amino acids. The record is from RefSeq and is a predicted model, not a curated record.